AUACAGGUCACUAAACUAUCGGAGCUCUGCGUCACAACCUAUACCUACCUGUACUUCUAUAUAACUUCCUAGGAUUGACUCAUUCCUUUGGGGAUGUAGGCCUUAAUUGAAAAUCAUUCUGAAAAGAUCUUAUUAUGAUCCAAUUGACACAAUGAGGUUCCCUUCAGUACGUCCACCCGUGAUAAAUAUUGCCAAUGGCACUUUUUAUCGCCAUCACCCGGGUACAAACUCGAUACAUCCGAACCCGGCACUCUUUAAAGAUCUGAACUUCACAUUACCUUCUACCACCGACCAGCCAACACAUUGGUAUGUCGUUGGUCCAUCUCUGAGCGGUAAGACGACAUUUCUACAACUCCUCAGAGGAAGCCACCUAUGUUUCCCUCCCGCAGCAAGGAGUUACCCGUAUCUGUCUACAGAUGCGGUCCCUCACAGAUUAAGAGUACCACACAAGGCUGUUCAAUACGUUGGGUUCAAUAAUGAUGGAUUUUCUUCUAGUAUAACUACUUCGGCAUAUUUAUCUGCUCGUUACGAGUCAAAGCGGGAGAAUACCGAUUUCUCACUUAGAGACUUUCUACUGGGCAACACCGAAUUGAACCCAUUAAAGUCUUCAUCCGAAGAUGAAUCGGAUCCGGCCUUGUUAGAUCGGGUAGUACGAGACUUGAAGCUCGCCCAACUGUUAGAUUUACCGGUCGCAUUUUUGAGCAAUGGACAAGGCCGAAGAGCUAGAAUUGCCAGAGCUCUUCUCACUGCACCGGAAGUACUACUGCUCGACGAACCAUUCAUGGGCCUUGAUCCGCCUACGGUAGCUGGACUAAGUCCCCUCUUACAUGGCCUGGCAAGUAAAGCUAGCCCCAGACUAGUAAUCAGUGCAAGACCACAAGAUCCCAUUCCUGAUUGGAUCACGCAUUUGGUUUACCUGAGAGCAGACAGUCAGAUAGGCGCAAUCGGUGAAAAAGAAGCUGUCCUGGAUGAAUUGAGGAGUUACGUCCGGCGGGUCUGGAAUGGCACAUCAAGAGAGGAUGGGAACUUGGCGGUGCAUAACCUGGUGCAUGUUGGCAGAACGCUAACUGCUAAGGGAAUACACGGAGAACCACUCAUGGGUGAAGAAGCUUUGAAGUCCCAAAAAGCGACUAUUCGAGAGGCUUGUGCAUCAAGGAAUAUUGGGAAGCCCGUUGUGGAGAUGGAUGGUUGCAAAGUACAAUAUCGGGGUAAAGUUGUUCUUGGAAAUUGGAAGCAGAAGGUCAAUGGGAAAGAGCAGGAAGGCCUUAUAUGGACCGUUCGACGUGGAGAACGAUGGGGUAUUUUUGGACCCAAUGGAUCCGGAAAGACCACCAUCGUGUCCCUUCUCUGCUCUGAUCACCCACAAACAUAUUCCUUGCCUAUAAAACUCUUCGGUCGAAGCAGAUUGCCGGAACCUGGAUCGGGUGAACUACCCCUGACUUUCUGGGAUAUUCAAUCACGAAUCGGACACUCUAGUCCUGAAAUUCAUCAGCAUAUGCCCCGGAAUCUCGCCGUUAGACAGGUUAUUGAGAACGCGUGGGCAGACACGUUCCGCUCAAAAGCUAAACUCGAUGCACAAGCCGUAGAGAAAGUCGAGGCUUGUUUGCGAUGGUUCGAGGCCGAAUUAAACCCAGCUUUUGUAAGAUCAUCAGAGUCUGGAUCUUCUUCCGCGAAGGGCAUUUCAGAUCUAAAAUGGGCAGAUCACUAUAUGUUUGGCGAAUUAUCGUUCUCGGCACAGCGUGUUGCUCUAUUCUUGCGCGCAGUUGUUAAGAACCCAGACAUUGUUGUCUUGGACGAGGCGUGUAGUGGUAUGGAUGAUGGCGUCCGAAAUCGCUGCUUACUUUUCCUCGAGCACGGACAAACAAAGUCAUAUGUGAAGAACGAAGAUGGCUCGGAAACUGUUGUUGAGAGCGAAGCAUCAAAAUUAGGCACUGUAAAGGUUGGAGGUUUGAACGACAACCAGGCUCUGAUAUGCAUUAGUCAUGUUAGGGAAGAAAUACCGGAUUGCAUUAGAGAGUGGGUAUGUCUACCCGAGGCUAACUCUGGGGAAUCCGCUCGAUUUGGAGUAUCCGAAGCACCUCUCGGUCGGGAUGAAAAGAGCUGGAGAGAAAUCUGGGGGAUGUAAAAGUUAUUGAUUUUAUGAAUGUAUGGACUCGGAUUCCCGACAUCUUGGGUUUGCAUCUCAGCAAUUCUUAUUGGCCAAUCCUGUUCGCAAUGACCAAGUACAUACUUGGGUCCAGUAUAUUUGGAUAUUUGCUUUAGAUUACUUGCAUCGUCGGACUGCAUCCACAUGUAGGUACAGAAAAUAAAUACUACCUCCUGUGUAGUAGUCCCGUGCGAGCAAUAAAUUGGCUGGCGAUACGCGGGUUUUAGGGGAAUUAAAAAGUACAUAUGUACUUUGGUACGUUUCGUUGAAGAAAAGGGAGCUCGGAAGGUUAUCGUAAACGUGCAUUGCCAAGACCGCGUUGCCGUUUUGAAUGUGGGGUCUAGUUAUAUUUUAGUAUGCGGUUGCUGGGCAACAGCUACGUGCUGCGCAUCCCCAAAUAGAGUAAACUUUCAACAACGUUCUUAUUAGCUGCAGCUCUCAUCGAGGCAUCCGAGCUACCUUAGCUCCCCACCGAAAAUCAAUCAAUCAACUUUACGUACCUUUUACUCCUCUAUCUCUCAAAAAUUC
Messenger RNA from Hypoxylon trugodes, 2674 nucleotides. Its product is annotated as P-loop containing nucleoside triphosphate hydrolase protein. Bases 152 to 2125 code for a protein of 657 amino acids. NCBI's taxonomy places the organism in Eukaryota, Fungi, Ascomycota, Sordariomycetes, Xylariales, Hypoxylaceae. The transcript has a single exon. Gene Ontology annotation, cellular component: mitochondrion. The record is from RefSeq and is a predicted model, not a curated record. Gene Ontology annotation, molecular function: ATP hydrolysis activity; ATP binding.